Suricata suricatta (meerkat) is the source of this 1566-nucleotide messenger RNA. It is a transcript of the gene DDAH2, whose product is annotated as dimethylarginine dimethylaminohydrolase 2. Gene Ontology annotation, molecular function: dimethylargininase activity; amino acid binding. Bases 449 to 1357 code for a protein of 302 amino acids. Gene Ontology annotation, biological process: positive regulation of nitric oxide biosynthetic process; arginine metabolic process. Lineage: Eukaryota; Metazoa; Chordata; Mammalia; Carnivora; Herpestidae. The transcript has 7 exons. The record is from RefSeq and is a predicted model, not a curated record.
UGAUCCAUGUCACAUUUGCUGCCCAGCCGCCUGGGCCCUCCAUAUCUGGGUGGGCCGGGGCAGCACUCACUGGGCGGGGCCUAGUUCGGAGAAGGGGAGCGCAGUCCCGGUGGAGCGGGCGCGGCGGAGCUGGGCGGAAUGGGCGUGGCCUUGAGGAGCCCGGCCCCGGCCCGCUUAGACAAUGCCCCGGAGCCGCCAGACAGUCGCGCCCCCGCCCCAUCGUAGUUCUUGAGCUCGCCUGCCCAGGGACCCCUCAAAAGCCAAGAGCUCCAGCCCCGGAGGCUUGAAGAAUAGGACUCCCUUCUUCAACCAACUGUGUCUUCAGGGGGGUGGUGCCCCAGCCAAGAACACAAGAGUGCCGGAGUGUGGGUGGCCGCUAGAGACAGGUGAAGUAAAAAGAGAAAACUAAGAAAUCAGCGCGGCUGGAGGGGGAGACUGUGUGGAUGGGAUGGGGACGCCAGGGGAGGGGCUGGGCCGCUGCUCCCAUGCCCUGAUCAGGGGAGUCCCAGAGAGCCUGGCUUCGGGGGAGGGUGCGGGAGCUGGCCUCCCGGCUCUGGACCUGGCUAAAGCUCAGAGGGAGCACGGAGUACUGGGGGGUAAACUGAGGCAGCGAUUGGGGCUGCAGCUGCUAGAACUUCCUCCUGAAGAGUCGCUGCCGCUGGGACCGCUGCUCGGUGACACCGCCGUGAUCCAAGGGGACACGGCCCUAAUCACACGGCCCUGGAGCCCUGCCCGCAGGCCGGAGGUCGAUGGAGUCCGCAAAGCCCUUCAGGACCUUGGGCUCCGAAUUGUGGAAAUGGGGGAUGAGAACGCGACGCUGGAUGGCACUGAUGUUCUCUUUACCGGCCGGGAGUUUUUCGUAGGCCUCUCCAAGUGGACCAAUCACCGAGGAGCUGAGAUCGUGGCGGACACGUUUCGGGUGAGGAGCAGGAGCAGCUCUGUGCUGGGGGAGCCAGGAGCUGAUGGGGACUUCGCUGUCUCCACAGUGCCGGUGUCCACCUCCACCUCCCACCUGCGCGGCCUCUGCGGCAUGGGGGGACCCCGCACUGUGGUAGCUGGUAGCAGCGAAGCCGCCCAAAAAGCUGUCAGGGCAAUGGCAGUGUUGACUGACCACCCCUAUGCGUCCCUGACGCUCCCGGAUGACGCAGCUGCUGACUGUCUCUUUCUGCGUCCUGGACUGCCUGGUGUGCCCCCUUUCCUCCUGCACCGUGGAGGCGGGGACCUGCCCAAUAGCCAGGAGGCACUGCAGAAGCUCUCUGAUGUCACCCUGGUACCUGUGUCCUGCUCAGAAUUGGAGAAGGCAGGCGCUGGGCUCAGCUCCCUCUGCCUGGUGCUCAGCACACGCCCCCACAGCUGAGAGCCUGGCCUUGGGGUCCUGGCUGGCCAGGGGUAGGGCAGCAUAGGGAGUAGAAGGGGAAGGAGGCUUAGAUAGAGGACAGUGAAUACGUAGUAGUGGGAGAGGGCCCCAAGAUGGGGGGGGGGGGGAGCUUAGUGUGGGAAAAAGGGUAGAGUCCACUGGGUGAGUCAUCUUCCUCAAAACUAAUAAAACAGAACCAACCUUUUAGA